AUGAUCCUGCUCAGCCGCGGCGUGCCGGCGCCCAAACUGCUGCUCAAGCUCGCGCUCGCCAAGUACGACGCCUCGGCGGCCCUCAGCGACCCGUCUCUGGACACCUCCGGGCACGGGGCAUCCGUGGAGGCGCUGCUUACGCGGGGGGUGCUGCGCCACGAGUCGCUGAGACAGCCGCACAUCGGCGCCGGCCGGUCCGGCCCAAGCUCGCGCCGCUUCGCGCUGCCGCUCCGGUGGGCGUGCGGCACGAUCAGCGGGCCGCUGCGCGACCCGCUGCGCGACCGCGACGCCUCCGACUGCGCGGUGCCGAGGCGUGCCGACGCCGACCCCCAGCUGCGGCCCAGGCGAGGGCGGGAGAGAGAGCGCUGCCGCCCGUCGGCCGGAAGGUCGGAGACGGUGCCUGCGCCGGUGGGCCGGCGCGACCUGCCCAAGCACGCGGGCUGGCUGGCGGUGGAGAGCUCGCGGCUCGGCUCCGUCUCGACCCAGCUGUCGACGGCGCAGUGCAGCGGGUUCGGCUCGAGCAAGUCGGCCACAUCGACCGGCUCCCACGUUCGGCUCGACGGCGUCUAG
This is a messenger RNA of Emiliania huxleyi CCMP1516, 570 nucleotides long. RefSeq lists its product as hypothetical. The transcript has 2 exons. NCBI's taxonomy places the organism in Eukaryota, Haptophyta, Isochrysidales, Noelaerhabdaceae. The record is from RefSeq and is a predicted model, not a curated record. Bases 1 to 570 code for a protein of 189 amino acids.